Messenger RNA from Fusarium redolens, 1314 nucleotides. RefSeq lists its product as uncharacterized. Gene Ontology annotation, biological process: regulation of DNA-templated transcription. The transcript has 4 exons. NCBI's taxonomy places the organism in Eukaryota, Fungi, Ascomycota, Sordariomycetes, Hypocreales, Nectriaceae. Bases 1 to 1314 code for a protein of 437 amino acids. The record is from RefSeq and is a predicted model, not a curated record. Gene Ontology annotation, molecular function: DNA-binding transcription factor activity.
AUGGGUGAGACCACAAAGGUCCAGAAGGGCAAGGUGUCAGCCAAGCGCAAUAGCGAGGCACGCCGUGAGCAGAACCGCCUUGCUAGCCGAAACUAUCGCGAGAAGCGGAAGCAGAAACUCGCCCUGCUAAAUAAGCUUUUGGAGCCCAGCAACCUUUCUAGUAUCACCGGCAAUGGUCAUAUAGAUAACGUUCCGGGCCCCAGUGGUCUGAGUGAUAUCGGCGCUCCCCCAUUGCAAAGUCAAACAUUGUCCAACACACCUCUGUCUAAUCCUCACAUACCAUUGGAUCUCAAUAGCUUCGACGGCACCGGGACAUAUUUUGUACCGCAAACUUGGGAAGAUUCUACCCAGGAAUCGAUUCCAACGGUCAUUUCUAACCAACUGUUUUCAGAAUUUCUGCCACUAGGUGACAAAGGCAACUCUUCCAGCCUUGGAUCUCACGACCAAUGGGAAGCUGUUAUGCCUGGGCUUGUACAACAAUCUCCAACGUUUACAGGUGAACUCACAACAGACUACAUGGGCUACAGGGCUAUAGAAGAAGUCUUCGAGGAUAGUUCAGACCCAGGCCACAGCGGCUCUCAAGGAUCCUCAAGUAAUGACGAUAGUUCUCUCGAAGACGUCAUACACGGUGUAGAGAGCCUCACCAUUGAACAAAAACGAUCUCUUCUUCGUCGUCUACAACAAGAUACCCGGGAUCCAAAAUCUCCGUCUCCUUCGCAAAAGAUAUGGCAUCAGACUCCCGGCCAACUUCAAGCUAUUCAAUUUGCGAGAGCGCUAUACAAAACAGCAAAUGCGAGACCAUCGCUUUUCCCAGCACAGUACACAAUGGAGCCGGGGAUAUUUGGUGCAAUAUUCGCAAACUGCUAUGCUCUCGGCAUGGCGGGUGUAGACGAGAUACUCCAUGAUGAUGGUUGCAGUGUGUUCUCUGUUACCCCGGACGAGGGCCAUCAUCCAUCAAAACUGUCCUUGGUGAAAUCAAGAUUUCGGGAUGUAUCGUCUGACCUUCAACCGACUGAGAAACAGUUAACGUUUGGACAUCAUCCUUAUAUUGAUGUUAUUCCGUUUAAAAUCUUCCGUGAGAAUCUCAUCGCCAUUCUCGAUCGAGAUCCCAAUGCCAUUGAUGAAGGGGCUCUAUGUCAUGAUAUUCUUUCCGGCGGUUUCACAUGUUGGGGAGCUGGGCGGAACUCACAUGGUAUGGGUGCAGGCGUGCCAUGGGACUCACGUAGUUGGGAGCCCAGUAUAUGGUUUUUAAUGAAGUAUCGUGUAUUAGCAGUAUUACAAGAAAGUGCUAUAAAGACAGGGUCGAGGAUAUAA